CGAGAGCGGGAGCAGAGAAUUGAGACUCUCUCCUCUCCUCAAUACCUCUAAAAAAAAAAAAAAUCCAUAAUCUGGGAAACUUUUUAGUUUUGACGAUCUGAUCUUCUUCAGAAAUGAUUUUAAGAAGCGCAUCGACCCCGAUUCUUAGCUCAUGGAUCCCGCACUCCAAAGAACCGUCGCCGGAGCUGGAACUGCUGCACCAGAUCUCGAGAACCCGAUCUAUAACGCUGAUGGUAUCGUGCUCGAGCUCGCUUUCAAUGUCAGCGAGUGAUGACUUGACGAGGAAGAUGACCAGAGCACUGUCAGAGACCGAUCUGAGGAACAUCGCUGUGCCUAAGAGGAAGGCCAUGGACAACAGUAUCUUUAGCCGGAUUUGUGUUGAGGAAGAGAGGGAAGAAGCGGAUUUUGAAUGGUGGACGACGGAUUCGCUUCUCGUGGUGGAGGAGGGGUGCGGUGGUGGUGGCGGUGGCGGUAAAUUGUGCGGUGGAAGAGGCAGGGGAGGAUCUGACGGUGGAGAUGAUGAUGGCGGGUCGGAGUCCUGGGACUCCAACCAUGGAAAUAAUAGUACUGAUGUGUACUAUCAGACAAUGAUCGAGGCCAAUCCAGGGAACGCACUUCUCCUUAGCAAUUACGCGCGAUUCUUGAAAGAGGUUCGUGGUGAUUUAUCCAAAGCUGAAGAAUACUGUGGAAGGGCAAUUUUGGCGAACCCAAACGAUGGAGCUGUUCUGUCCAUGUAUGCAGAUUUGAUAUGGCAGAGCCAUAAGGAUGCUUCCCGAGCUGAGUCUUACUUCGAUCAAGCUGUUAAAGCUGCCCCUGCUGACAGUUUUGUGCUAGCAUCCUAUGCGAGGUUUCUUUGGGAUGCUGAAGAUGAGGUGCAAGAAGAUGAAGAAGAGAUGAGGAAACCAUCACAAUCGCAGCUUAGUUACUUAAAUGGAGCUCCUCCUCCCCCGCCUUUGACAGCUGCUUCUUAAGAGUAUUGCUUUUACUUUUGCAUAAUAGCCUAGAUAUAACUUUUAUGACCCAUGUUCAUACCCCUUUUUGGUUUUAUGUUUAACCUUUUCAGUGGAAUUUUCCUUGUGAAUUCAAAAUCACAAAUUUUGAAAGCUCUGCGUUUCUUUUCAUUCUUGUGUACCCAUGGUAUGUGAAAAACAAUAAGCAUGGAAUGAAAUUUUAUUUUUCAAUGAAUAGAUCUCUUUACUUGUAUGUCUCACAUGUCUCAUAUUUCUUGAAAAAAGAAUUGUACUGGGAUAAUGAGAUUGACAUUAAUAUCAAAUCUUUCUUCUAAAAUUGUUCUUCUUUUUUUUUUUUUUCUAAAUAAUUUCCGAAUUGUUCUAGAGGAACUAGAAACAGAUAUUUCUCUGUUUGUCUUCUACUUUGUCAUUUUUCUUUGAUUUUAAUUUGUUCACACAUUUGCUUUAUUAUGUAUUGACUGGUUACCCAUGUUUUCUUGUUUAUUUGAGUUGUACCAAGCUAUCUGUGCGUGAUCUCUGAAUCUUGUGCUAUGGUUUGUUGAUGCCUUAUAGUUAUUUAUUUAUUUAUUAAAUUUUACGGGAUAUG
Messenger RNA from Rubroshorea leprosula, 1557 nucleotides. The record is from the annotation of a GenBank genome assembly. Lineage: Eukaryota; Viridiplantae; Streptophyta; Magnoliopsida; Malvales; Dipterocarpaceae.